This is a messenger RNA of Aspergillus ruber CBS 135680, 1338 nucleotides long. Its product is annotated as CCCH zinc finger protein. Bases 1 to 1338 code for a protein of 445 amino acids. The transcript is spliced from 4 exons. The record is from RefSeq and is a predicted model, not a curated record. NCBI's taxonomy places the organism in Eukaryota, Fungi, Ascomycota, Eurotiomycetes, Eurotiales, Aspergillaceae. Gene Ontology annotation, molecular function: metal ion binding.
AUGGAAGUCUCGGCUUAUUUCGAACGCUAUCAGAAGAUAGUCUCCAUAGAACAGAGAAAGAAUAAUCUUAUCGAGGAACUUCUGCAACGCGUGACGGACCUCGAAGAAGUCUUUUCAAGAGAAAAACUCGAUCAUGAACGGGAAAUGCGCUUCAAUCGAGACAUCCAGAUUCAUGAAAUCGAGUUGAUGGAUAAGCUAUCGAGGGUCAAGACGAUUAUGGACCGUGAACCCUUUGUAGUCGUGCUACUCGACGGAGACGGUAUGAUAUUCAAAGAUGAGUUCCUACAACAAGGAGGGCAAGGUGGACGAAAUGCAGCAUCGCAACUCUCAUCGGCCUUACGGGCUUAUGUCGAAGACAAUUUCCCCGGCAUCUCCGCACCGAAAAUAAUGACCAAGAUAUAUGCGAAUAUGAAGGGAUUAAGCGAAAUCUGUACGCGUGGGCACAUUAUAAAUGAGCAGUCCGCUCUCGACGAUUUUGUUCGUGGCUUCAAUGGAUCUAUGCCACUAUUAGACCUGGUGGAUACCGGAAAAGGGAAACCGUACGACAAGAUAAGAGGAUGCUCGCCCGAGGUCGGGUAUUCUGAAAAAUUGGAAGAUAUACUAGCAGACAGGGAUCUUAUCGGACGAGUGUCAUUGAUUGAAGGAAUCGCAUUCGAUAAAGAUUUGGAGUUAUUAAAACCUUCCUACCGAGUCACUAAUUUCCCAGAUAUCUUCCGAACUACAAAGAUCACCCCUGCUUUGGCACCUUACAAGGCAGCUAUAACUGCAAAGCCUCGUUCCCUGUUCACACCAUCGCCAAUUCAACACACAGUGCCCCUUUCGAGGACAUCAACCAACACAACCUUGGCCAGCAAUAGCACGCCUAUUACCGUGCCUAUAUCGUCUACGAAUUCCGCAAAUACGCCUAGCACAGAUGAGUUCCAAGUUGUGCGUCCAAAGGCGACCAACUUGACCCGUCCAAAGACAGUGGAACGAAAUAGACACGGCCAACGUGUCGACCGGCUUGAUUUCAAGAGCAUUCCACGAGAAGACCUGAAUCGUCUUAAGAAACUGAAACUCUGUAACUUUUACUACCUGCAGGGCGAAUGCCCCAACGAGAAUUGCCAUCAUGAUCACACGCGCAAGCUGAGCAAGAAUGAUUAUUUCAUAUUGUCCGCCAUUGCUCGCAUGACUCCAUGUCGCUUCGGACUAGAAUGUGAAGAUGCAGAGUGUAUGUACGGGCACCGCUGUCCGCAGAGCGAACCUGGCAAAAAGAAUUGCUACUGGGGCUCGAGCUGUCGAUUCGAACCGGAAACUCAUGGAAUUGAUACAACUAUCGUCAAACUGACCAAGGUUUAG